ACGACACAUCAUUGCAACGACUGAAACCAGGCCUGCGCGACCCAGCGGUAGAUGGGCUCGUAUCGCAGCUAAGCAUCGCGGGCGCAGUGUCACUACAGUCGAAGCUCAAGUUUGGCACGAUCUGCGCACCUUGGCAACAUCAUCCUUCUACCAUUAAGGCCCCUACCUUCCCUGCACGACCACUCCCACAUCCUCGGUAUACUGUUUCGUUCGUUCGUGUUCAGCAAUGGGAAGUUUCGUCCGCUCCGUCACCGUCCGCCUGCGCCGUCACGGCCAAAGCGCAACACUGCAAGAUGCUUUUCACUCCGCCACGCUCGUCGCGGCCGGCUGUCCGGUGGAGGAGGAGACGCUGCCCGAUUACCGACCUUGCGAUUUCUAUCCCGUGCAUGUAGGUCUGCUGUUCAACGGCCGGUAUCGUGUGCUCGCCAAGCUUGGGUACGGUGGUGGCUCGACUGUCUGGUUUUGUCGUGACCAGCUCGUAAGGCGUUACGUCGCCGUCAAGGUCUGCUCUAUCCGGCUUUCCGACGACGGCAGGCGCGAUCUCCGACCGCGCUGGGAAUGGAAGGCCUACAGCCGGUUAUCAGGCAUGACCACCGACAACAAAGGUGCGCAGCACGUGCGUCAGAUCCUCGACCGCUUUACGAUUGGCACAGCGAACGGCGUGCAGCAUCAAUGCUUCGUCUACGAAGUCGCCGCGGUGAACCUCCAGCAGCUCGAGCGAACGUACCCGAACCAGAAACUUCCCUUCGCGAUGGCCAAGGACGUACUGAGAGCGGUGUUGCAUGCCCUCGACUUCCUGCACACCGAAGCCGGGAUCGUGCACACGGAUAUCAAGAAGGACAAUAUCUUCUUCCCGGCGACGGAGGCGUGCGUGGCCCAGUUCGCAAAGGCACUGCAUCGCCAACGGCCAGUCGCAAGGUACGACGAGAACAGCAACCGGCUCAUCUACCAGUCCGUCCACUUCACGGACCUGUUGAAGGGAAGCGAGUUGUCCCUACAAGAGCCUCUCCUCGGCGACUUGGGCGAAGCACAGGUCCUAUGGGACGAACAAGCGAGCUUCCCGCCCAGCGUCGUAGGACCUGAGCCCUUCCGCUCCCCGGAGAGCAUAUUCGGCAUGCCGUGGGGGUGUGCAGUCGACACGUGGAUGCUCGGGCAUCUCGCCGUGAGCAUGGCUUCACAUCAAUUCCUGCUCGACGCGCGAAAGACGGGGGGCAGAUGGUCGACCACGAAGCACGUCCGGCAGAUGGUCGCGUUGAUGGGUCCGCCUCCGCCGGAGUAUGCCGGUAGUCGGACUGUGCAUCCCAAGAUCUGGGAGGAGUUGUUGGGAUCGGCGAAGCUUCGGAAGUAUGAUGCGAAGACGAUGGAUGCGAGGAUGGGAGUGAUUCCGGAUGUGUGGAUGCAGGAUGAUUUGGUUGGGUUUUUGCAUCGUAUCUUCAAGUGGAGGCCGGGUGAGCGUGCGAGUGCUGCCGAGCUUUUGCGACAUCGGUUUUUGCAGGCGGGGUGAAAGAUUUACCCUGCGAUGAAGAUGUCCACACCGGAACGUUCUCAACCAUCGUAUACUGUCGUGCAAGCCUUGGGAAGACAGUUCACGGGGACACUCACUCUACAGUUGGGCACAGCAAACUUUUGCCACGCAACUCGACGGACAAAU
Messenger RNA from Baudoinia panamericana UAMH 10762, 1651 nucleotides. RefSeq lists its product as uncharacterized. The transcript has 2 exons. NCBI's taxonomy places the organism in Eukaryota, Fungi, Ascomycota, Dothideomycetes, Mycosphaerellales, Teratosphaeriaceae. Gene Ontology annotation, molecular function: protein kinase activity; ATP binding. The coding region runs from base 227 to 1504 and encodes 425 amino acids. The record is from RefSeq and is a predicted model, not a curated record. Gene Ontology annotation, biological process: regulation of mRNA processing; protein phosphorylation; spliceosomal complex assembly.